AUGGAUGCCAAAUUACAAGAACGAUAUGCUGAAGAAAUCAUUCGACGUCUUCCUAAAUUUGGUGGUUCUCAUUAUGAAGAUGUUAGUCAAUGGUUACAUGCAACUGAAGAACUAUUUGAACAAGCACAACUACGUCCAUCUAAUAAAUUUAUAGUUGCACAAUGCUAUUUAACUGCUACUGCUGACAAAUGGUUUCGACUUGAAAGGUCAACUAUUCAUGAUUGGGUUACAUUCAAAAUCGAAAUUGUUAAAGCAUUUCCACCAUUAUUUAAUCCAAUAUUAUUGAAAGGGGAACAAUGUCGACAAUUCUCUCACGUUUCAACUUCAUCAAACUUCUCUUUAACUUCAACAAUACCCGUAAAGAAACAACAUACUGAACAUGAUCUUUUAGCUCCCCUUAAUGAUAAUCAAAUUGAAUCAUUCGAAGAUUUUACAGAUGAAAAUUUAAAUGAAUGUUCACAAAAAUAUACUUCACCUAUAUUAGUUCCUAUCAAUGAUAUUGAUUUAGAAAUUCAAUCGCAAUGUAACGAUGUAUUAACUGAUUUUGAUACAUUAAACCAACAAUAUGAAUCUGUUAGUGAAAAUGAUCCUAUUACACAUGGUGUUGGAGAUACUAUUGAAGUUUUUACUGAAACUAUUUGUACCGCUAUAACUGAUGAUUCAUUAACUAAUACUGCUGCAUCACAAGAUGUUCAAUCUUUAUGUCCUGAUCCAUAUCAAUUCGAUGAACCAACAUCGAAAGUUAUUCAAAGCAGUACAUUCAAUAUUUUCUAUCCUGAUUUACUUGAUAAAACUCGACCACAAUCAUGUUCUCUUAUUGUGUAUGAAGAUAUUGCACUUAAACUUAGUAAUCUAGAAUGGAACUGUUCAUCUCGACGUGAAUUUCGAUAUAUUUGUCACAAUGGAAUAUUUCAAGUGCGAGUUUCUUUUCUUCAAUUUGGAAUGCAUUUCAACGAAGCAUUCCCUCCUGAAAAUUUCGAUUCACAAAAUAAUCAAACACAAAAACAACCUCAAACAUGGUCUAGAGUCUUUGCUAAUAGCUCUUAUCAACAAAACUCUACUGGAAACUAUUCAAUCGUUUGUCAUGCAGAUGUUGAAUCAGUAUCAAUCUUCUUUUUGACUGCAGCCUUUGUUCUUGCUCUCGCCCUUCUUUUAUUCAACAUAAGUACUACGCUUCGAAGACUCACACGAAACGAACUCAUUAUUCGAACCUUAAUACAUAUAAUAUACGCCAUUAUACUUUUUACAACAGCACUUAUUUAUACUCUGACACGGUCUUCGUGCUCUAACUGCAAAAUAUUUCUUUGUUUUUGUAUUAUCCCGAUUCCAACAACAAUAUGUAUGACUUACAAUUGGUAUGACUGUGAUGAAGAAGUUCAUCCGCAUCAACGACGACCUACAGACAGUCAAUCGUCGUUUCAACUAACACCUUAUGCUUCUAAUAGUUUACCAUACAGUCCUGGAAGAAUAGUUUCUUAUCAACAGCAGCAAUCAUCAUUAUCAAUUCCUCGUCGUCCGCCAGAAAAUAAUACUGAUCCUCAAUUAGAGAACGAAUUCAAUGAAUGGUUAGAAGCUCAACAACGUCAAAACUAG
This is a messenger RNA of Adineta steineri, 1593 nucleotides long. NCBI's taxonomy places the organism in Eukaryota, Metazoa, Rotifera, Eurotatoria, Adinetida, Adinetidae. The record is from the annotation of a GenBank genome assembly.